UGAAACCUCACCGGCUUGAGGUUAAAGCAGGUAGGAGAACACCAGGAGCAGAACUGCACCCCUCUGCCAUUUGCCCGGUGCUAAUUAGUAUCCCAGUGGUCCCAAUGAGGUUGAAGUGCUGCAGUCUGGCGGGUGGUGCUCUCAGUGCUCCGCAGCUAUAAAGCCCCGUUCGCUGGAGACGGCACACACACUCGCACUCACUCCCUCCGAGCAGCCCCCUGAUGCUGCCGCAGCUCUAGGAUGUUAUCACGCGAAGCUCCACACCUUUCCACAGAAGACCUGACAGCUCCGUGAUAAAUGCGCUUCUCUCUGUGGGAGAUACGACAUGUGUCCACAAGACGAAAUGCUGCUGUUUCGUGGCUCUCGGCUCUUUGAUAACUCCGGUCCAGCUUUGGAAUUAAUCUGAACCACCUCUCAAGUCUCGUUUUCUCCCCAGUCGGACACGUUGUUGUUUUGGAGUAAGAGUGGGAUGGCCAAGGCGUCCUGGAUGAAUUUAGGCGUUUUGCUGCUAAUCGGAUUGACUGCUGCAAACGCCAACGGUUUCCCGCCGCUUCCUGAAGACGCUCGCGAGCAGAACGCCACGGCGCAGACGCGGUCCAGCAGCGCCGCGGUCUCGGUUCCGGCGGCGGCGCGCGGGCGAAGAACGCGGAGAUGCACGUGCUAUACGUACAAGGACAAGGAAUGUGUUUACUACUGCCACCUGGACAUAAUCUGGAUCAACACCCCGGAGCGCACCGUCCCGUACGGCAUGUCGAGUUACAGAGGCUCGCAGCGUGUGCGGCGCUCCGUGGCAGGUGGGAACGAGGCACAGCGUUGCCUGUGUGCUCUGGAGACCGAUUCUGCAUGCAGCAGCUUCUGUACUGAGAGGUGUAAGUCACCAUGACCUUCAGUUCCAGACAAGCUAAACCAUAUUGGAAACAUCCCAUCCAUGCAUUCUUCUGUCCUAACAGCUGGGGACUCAUCUUAAGAGUAUGGCUUACCUCUGUCUGAGGAGGAGGAAUUCCAUUAUUCGCGGGAGACAUGAAAGGACAAAGGAGAGGAACAAUGGAGAUGAUGGAAAUAAGCCAAAGCAAGAUUUGAUAGGAGAGUAUUUAACACACCAACCAACUUUAAGCUAACUCAUCGCAUUACGGCAUGUCUUCUGGACCUACGUGGCCACCAAGGCUAACAUUCUGUCUUUACAAACAGAGGACCUUCCAGAUCGUCAUGACUAACAAUGCACCGGUUUACAUUUCUUUCUUAGCAGUCAUCUGCCUGUGCUCAUAUUUGUGUGCGAGAUUAACAUUUGCUAUGAUCUGACUUCCAAAUCCACCAAGCAAGGCUGGUUUGGUGAAGUCACUGAGCCAUUCAGCAGGACAGAUGGUUGCAAACUUCGCAUUCUGAGGUGUUUCUCAUUUUUUACACGGCUUCUGAAUAGACAGCACUUAAAUAUGGACUCCAAGGCAGAGAAACAAAAUGGAGGCCUGUACAUAAAGUAAUGAUUUCAAGCUGUCAAGUAGACCAACUUUAUACCUGUGAAAAAUCAUUUUUUCAUAAUAUAAUCAUACCUGUGAAAAAUCUUUUUUUUUUAAAUAAUAUAAUUACAUCAUAUUUUUACUUUUGGUAAAUAUGGACAAUACAUCAAAUACAGUAAAUUGCAUAAAAUAUUUAACACCUUAUUUCAUAGUCAUACAGUCCUAAUGUUUCUAGAUCGUGUCCUUUUAUCUAGAAAGCCCCUUUCUUCUGUGGUCACUAUAUAAAAGAUAAUUUGGCUUGUAAGGUCAGUUUGAUAAAGAAUUCAGAAGGACAAAAGGACGACUUCCUAGCUUUACCUGUUUGUUGGUCACAUUUGUGGAUUAAAUCAUUGUUUUAUCAUUUAUUAUGCAUAUCCACACAAAAAUAAAGGUUCCAGAUAGGGUUCUGGGGAGUAUUGUCAUAGAAGAACCACUUUUGGUUCCCCGAAGAACCUUGCAGUGGAUAGAUCUUUAUAGAACCAAACAGGGUUCUGUGGAGUAUUGUCAUUGAAGAACUACUUUUGGUUUCCCAAAGAACCUUUCAGUGGAUGAAUCUUUAUAGCACCAAAUAGGGUUCUGUGGAGUAUUGUCAUAAAAGAACCACUUUUG
Molecule: messenger RNA, 2102 nt
Organism: Colossoma macropomum (tambaqui)
Lineage: Eukaryota; Metazoa; Chordata; Actinopteri; Characiformes; Serrasalmidae
Product: endothelin-3
Exons: 4
Coding region: 470-883 (137 amino acids)
Biological process (GO): vein smooth muscle contraction; regulation of systemic arterial blood pressure by endothelin; intracellular calcium ion homeostasis
Cellular component (GO): extracellular region
Molecular function (GO): hormone activity; endothelin B receptor binding
Source: RefSeq, a predicted model, not a curated record